GCCGAGGGGAGUAAUGGUGGAGAAUGUCACGUGGCUGCAGAGAGUGAGGGCCGUGUGCAUCCCCGGAGCUGGCUCUAAGUUAUGGCGCUGGAGGGCGGGCGGUUUCUCCGAGAGAGCGGGAGUCGGCCAACGGCCGGAGGAGCAGCUUGAUCAAUCCUCGUGGACUGGGUGGCGGAACUAAAGUGUUCCCUAACCCCCACAAACAUUUAAAUAGUGGAGUUUUUAAAACAGGCAGCAAUGUUAUCUGUUAUGUCAAACGAAGCUGCCAGGCGCCUGAGGAGGAGUCUCAGGCAGUUUUCAUGGUUACGGUUUGUUCGUCGUCGUAGCUGCAAAAGGGAAAUAACCAACGACAGUACAUCAGUCAAACAGAAGCCCACAGUUAAAUCUGAGAAGGCAUUAAAGUCAAGUAAGAGUCAUGAACACGACUUCAAUAAGGCAGACUUGGAUGUUAAAGGUAAUGCAGAGAGAUUAACUGAGUUCCCAAAGAACUUCCACAGGUCUGCUACAUUGAAAAUGAUAAAAAGACCAGCAAUGAAUCUUUCCACUGGAACUUCAAGAAAACGAAAUAAUGCUAGUUUUAUUUUGCCACCUCAAAACCCUUCUAAAGUCAUACGUACACAAUUGAACUUGAAACCUAGUCAUGUCCGCAACUUGGAAUUUCUCAACCUUAGAAAUGAUGAUUUUACAAAAAGAAAAAUGUCAAAGAUUUCUCCAUUCAUUGAAAGAGAGCCAAAUUCAGAGAUAUUGUUUGGCAUUGCACCUUGUAACUUGGCCCUUGCCCAAUUGCGUAGAAAGAUUUUCAGACUGUUUGUGAAAGAAAAUCGAAGUCAGCGAGCUGAAAUGCAGCAAAUCUAUCAGCGAGUAAGGGAAAUCGGAGUGCCAGUACAUCAGGUGAUGAGAAAGGUUCUUGACAGGUUAUGUGAGAACCAUGUUCACCAAGGUAUUUGUCUUGAGGUGACACCUCUGGACUAUGUGAAAUAUGAUCAAUGCUCUUCAACAGAUAAUGAUGGUUCUGAGUUUGAACACAGUGACAAACCGAUUUUGUGGCUGGCAUUGGAAGGAAUCCAGGAUCCCAUGAACUUGGGAGCUGUGCUUCGUUCAGCUUACUUUCUUGGAGUGGAUCUUGUUCUUGUAAGUCAGCACAACAGUUGUUCUCUAACACCAACUGUGAGCAAAGCUAGUGCUGGAGUUCUUGAAGUUAUGACGAUAUAUUGCACUUCUUGUUUACCUCGAGUACUAACGGCAAAAGCAGCCCAAGGCUGGCAAAUAGUGGGAACCAUUGGAAAGUCUACAGAGGCUACCUUUGCACCAGUCAUUCCUUGUACAGAAUUCCAGUGGAGGCAACGGACUAUCCUGGUUCUGGGAAAUGAAGGUUUUGGCCUUUCUGAUGAUGUAAGCAGCUUGUGUCAUGCGAUGCUGACGAUACCAGCAGGAAGAGGCUUGCAACCUGGGAUUGAAUCUUUGAAUGUGUCUGUCGCUGCAGGAAUUCUCUUACAUGGUAUAGCCAGCAAGAGAAUGAAAACAUGACAAAGGCAUGUCUCCUUAUGCUGGUCUCCCUACACUGUUGUACACUUGCUUUAAAUCUGGAAAUAGUUUGGUGGCUGUCUGUAAUAUAGCUUCCUGACUGGACAAAUUGAAGUGCUGUGAACAUUGGUGCUGUGUAAUUUGUAGUUCACUCUUAUCAUGUGAACCCAACAGUUACAGAAUAAAUAAUGCUGCUUUAUA
Molecule: messenger RNA, 1725 nt
Organism: Hemiscyllium ocellatum (epaulette shark)
Lineage: Eukaryota; Metazoa; Chordata; Chondrichthyes; Orectolobiformes; Hemiscylliidae
Gene: mrm1
Product: mitochondrial rRNA methyltransferase 1 homolog (S. cerevisiae)
Exons: 6
Coding region: 238-1527 (429 amino acids)
Biological process (GO): rRNA methylation
Cellular component (GO): mitochondrion
Molecular function (GO): RNA binding; RNA methyltransferase activity
Source: RefSeq, a predicted model, not a curated record